UAUCUAACUAAUUUCUAUCUGAGAGAAUUCACUGGGUUAUUUUUAUGUACAAGACUAUAUUCAACUGUGAAAUAAACAGUCCCUGUGAGUGUUUGAAUGAAUGAUUGGACUGAGAGGAGAUACUUACAACUUACUCUAGUGAUCUCAGAAAGUCCCUGGGAAGGUUUGCUUCUCUGAAGUAAGAUGAGUUGGCAAAAAUUCUUUGCAGCUUUGUUGCAUUUGGAGUUUAUUUAUGUGAUAACUGCACUUAACCUGCCAUAUCCUAUUACUCCCUGGAGAUUUAAGUUGUCUUGCAUGCCACCAAAUACAACUCGUGACUUCCUCUUGCACACUGGGCUGUCAAAGAACACUUCAAGUGUGGAUGAAAAUUAUGAGGCUGGUGUCGAAGCUAAACUUAACUCAAGUGCUGCCUACUUUUCUAACUUACCAUCCAAAACUACUUUCCAUUGUUGCUUUUGGAGUGAGCAAGAGAAAAGAUGCUCUAAUCCUGCAGACGAGAAGACACUUGUUUCAAGUGUAAAUUCUUUAGUAUCCCAGCAAACAGGUGCAAACUGGAACAUACAGUACUGGAUGAAAGAGGACUUGAAGUUAUUUAUCUGUUAUGUAGAGCCAUCACUUGAGAAUUCCUUCAAGACUUCUGAUCUUAAUGUUCAUCUUUUAUAUGUUCUGUCUGAGGUGUUAGAAGAUUUAUCUCUGCUCCCCGAGAAGGACAGUUUUAGGAAUGUGAAGUGCAACUGCAGUGCCCACGAGUGUUGUCAAUGUCAUGUGCCUGUGUUACCGUCCAAACUCAACUGUACUUACUUCAUGUUUUUGGAAAUCUCAUCUGGUGGAGCCAUUUUUCAGUCACCUCUAAUGACAGUUCAGCCCAUAAGUAUCAUCAAGCCUGAUCCACCAUUAGGUUUACAUAUGGAAAUCACAGACAAUGGCAAUUUAAAGAUAUCUUGGUCCAGCCCAACUCCAGUGCCAUUUCAACUUCAAUAUCAAGUGAAAUAUUCUGAGAAUUCUACAACAAAUGUGAAAGAAGUGGCAGAGAUGGUCUCUGCUACGUCCCUGCUAAUAGACAGCGUGCUUCCUGGGUCUUCCUAUGAGGCUCAGGUGCGGGCCAGGAGGCUGGAUGGCCCAGGGAUCUGGAGUGACUGGAGCAGCCCUUACAUCUUCACCACCCACGAUGUCAUAUACUUUCCACCUAAAAUUCUCACGAGCACUGGAUCUAAUGCUUCUUUUCACUGCAUCUAUAAAAAUGAAAACGAGAUUGUUUCUUCCAAAAAGAUUGUUUGGUGGAUGAAUUUGGCUGAGAAAAUUCCUCGAAGCCAGUAUAAUGUUAUGAAUGACCGUGUUAGCAAAGUUACUCUUCCCAAUUUGAAUGCAACCAAACCUCGAGGCCAGUUCACCUACAAUGCAGUGUACUGCUGCCGCGAGCGCGAGUGCCACCACCGCUAUGCGGAGUUAUAUGUGAUUGAUGUCAAUAUCAAUAUAUCAUGUGAAACUGAUGGGUACUUAACUAAAAUGACUUGCAGAUGGUCAACCAAUACAAUCCAAUCACUUUUGGGAAGUACUUUGCAGUUGAGGUAUUAUAGGAGCGGCCUUUACUGUUCUGAUCGCCCAGCAAUUCAUCCCACAUACGAAUCCAAAGAUUGCCACUUGCAGAGAGAUGGCUUUUAUGAAUGUGUAUUUCAACCGAUCUUUCUAUUAUCCGGCUACACAAUGUGGAUUAGGAUCAGUCAUUCUUUCGGUUCCCUUGACUCUCCGCCGACAUGUGUGGUCCCUGAUUCUGUGGUGAAACCCCAGCCUCCAUCCAGUGUGAAAGCAGAAAUCACUGUACACGUUGGCUUAUUAAAAGUCUCUUGGGAAAAGCCUUUCUUUCCAGAGAACAAUCUUCAGUUCCAGAUUCGCUAUGGUUUAAGAGGAAAAGAAGUGCACUGGAAGAUGUAUGAGGUAUAUGACUCAAAAUCAAGAUCUGCCAGCUUUGUGGUGUCAGACCUGUGUGCAGUCUACGCUGCGCAGGUGCGCUGUAAGAGGCUGGAUGGAAAAGGAUAUUGGAGUGAUUGGAGUAAUCCAGCCUACACAGUUGUCACAGACAUAAAAGUCCCAAUCAGAGGACCUGAAUUUUGGGGAAUAACUAAUGAGGAUGCCCUUAAAAAAGAGAGAAAUGUCACCUUGCUUUGGAAGCCCCUGAUGAAAAAUGACUCACUGUGCAGCGUGAGAAAGUAUGUGCUGAAGCACCACACUGCCCGCAAUGGAACAUGGUCAGAAGAUCUGAGGAACGACACUAAAUUCACUUUCCCUUGGACAGAGCAAGCACACACUGUCACAAUUUUGGCUAUCAAUUCAAUUGGUGUCUCAUUUAUGAAUUUUAAUAUGACCUUCUCAAGGACUAUGAGCAAAGUAAAUACCGUGCAGUUGCUCCGUGCUUACCCCUUGAACAGCAGCUGUGUGAUUCUUUCCUGGAUGCUGUUACCCGGUGACUACAAGCUCAUGUAUUUUAUCCUGGAGUGGAAAAGUCUUAAUGAAGACAAUGAGAUUAAAUGGACUAGAAUCCCUUCAGCUGCUAACAAGUACUAUAUACAUGGUCAUUUCAUCCCCAUUGAGAAUUAUCAGUUCAGUCUUUACCCAAUAUUUAUGGAAGGAGUGGGAAAACCGAAGAUAAUUCAGAUUUUUACCCAAGAUGAUAUUGAUAAACACCAGAAUGAUGCAGGUCUAUAUGUAAUUGUGCCAAUAAUUAUUUCCGCUUCAGUCUUACUUCUUGGGACAUUGUUAAUAUCACAUCAAAGAAUGAAGAAGCUGUUUUGGGAAGAUGUUCCAAACCCCAAGAAUUGUUCCUGGGCACAAGGACUUAAUUUUAAGAAGAGAACGGACAUUCUUUGAAGUCUAAUCAUGACCACUACAGACGAACCCAAAUGUGUCAACUUCCCAACUGUAGAGUAUUAGAAGAUUUUUACCUUUUGAAGAAGGGGACCAAGUCUUAAGAAAGUUUUGCUGGAACUGUUGAGAACUAAAAUAGAGUGGGAUUAUCUUGACUUGGAACUUUAAAUAGAUGUAUAAAUUUAGCAUAAAAAUAUAGGUCUGGGUUCAGCUCUUUUUAGAUAUAUGAUUACUUUUCAAGUCAUUUAAAAUUUAAAGAAGUAAUAGGAUCUUAUGACUUGAGGGUUAGCAGUUUUGGGCUCAUAAAACAUUGAAAACAUGACUGUUGGUGUCAUGGCAUAUCUUUUAGAUAUUAUCAAGUAGCUAGUAGGUGACCUCUCAAGAGGGAACCCCAGAACUGCUGACACAUAACUUUGCAAAUAUAAUAACUUUUAGCACCAGAGUACAAUGGAACUAUUUCAUUUAUACAUCUUUAUGUCUAAGUUUUCUACCUUACAUUCUUUAUAGAUACUAAAUGGAUCCAUUUGGAUAUUCUUUUGCAUGUUUUGUAGCUUUUAUUUUCAUUUAACUUUGGUCAAUUUGAGAAUUUCAAUGUUCAUUAGCUUUGAAAAUGGCUUAAGCACUAAUUUCCAUUUCUACUUCAAAGAAAGUCAGAAUUGUGGCUUGUUUCUGGUUACAGGGCAGGAGGACUUAUCCAUGACCUUACAGACUCAGGUCAGAUUGACCAGAUCAGGAAAUAACAGCUUCCAAGCCAGUCUUCUUAUGAAACUCAACCGCCCAAGACUUUUGGCAGCCAGGAGAGUGAACAGUGAUGUAAGGAAGGGAGACUAUUUUUGGAGCUUUUUGAAAUAGUUCAUACUGAGUUCAGGAUUUUUCUCCCUUAAAAAAAAAAAAAAAAAAAAGGACCACCUACUGGUUAUGAAUUCAGUAUGUUAAGGGUAUUAUUCAAACCAAGGCAAAUUCUUUGUUUUUUUUGGCAAAGCUUUUGAUUAGCUCAAAUAAAAUCAAGUUGAAGAUUAUGUCUAAAUCACUUUUACUUGACUUUUAUACAUAGACUUAAUUGAAUGCAGAAAAUAAAAUAAAAAAUUGGAGAAGAGUAGAGCAUGUCUUUUUCCCAUUGACUAGUAACAGAUGUCAAUGGGCUAUAAGAAAUCAAAAUGUGAGGUUACGAAAUGAUAUUUUUAAAUUUUUACCCUCUGAUUAUGUAAUCUGAAUAUGCAUGUGUAUUCAAGACUGUUCUAAAAUCUCAAAAAGUUACAUGCAGCCAGUGAUUGAAGCUACUUUUAAAUGAGCAUAUUUUAAUAUAGAUUUGUGACUCAUUGACAAAUUGUAGUUCAGUAAUAUAUGGAACUGUGACUGCUUAUGAAUUAUUAGUGAAGUCUCCAAUUUAAGUGCAUUUGAAUAAGUUUGAUUUUCACCAAAUUAAUUCAAAAUAGGAAGUUUUUGAAAGCUUAAACUAUGCCACAAAUAUAAGUUAAAGACCUUAUGUGCAUCUGACCACAUACUGUGAUUUUUUUGUAUGUAAUUUUUGUUUUUAUGUCAAAAGUAUGUAACACAUCUAUUUGGAGGUCUUAAUAUAUAAGUUAAGAUUAGGCUGAUUUAAUUUUUAUGCAAGUCAGUGUAUAUAUGGUUAAAUCUUUAAGAGAAAACAAAAUGAGCAAAGAAAUUUCCCAAACCUCAUGGUCAGUCUUCCGAAACCAAAUGGACAGAGCAGCAGUGCCCCUGCCUUUUGCUCCUGAGUGACUGAAAAGUAAUAUUCCAGUAUUUCUCAUUAUUCCCUAUUUUAGUAUCAUACCCAUAUAAGUCUACUCUUUCACUAUUUAGCUUUAGAUAGAUGUAUAAUUUCAUGGCUUUGGUUGCUAAUAUAUUUCAUUCUGAAAUUUGAAAUUAUGCCAAAUGAAUUGCAUUUUUCCAUGUAAUGCACUUUCCAUUAUGAAAGAAUGCUUUGAUAUGUCAUUAUUUCAGGAAGUACAUCUAAAUUUGUUGUGUUCAUCUUAAUGUGAAUUUUAUACAUUUAAUUUUAUAUCUCACAUGAAUUGAAUAUAUUUUCCAUAUUGCACUUAGUUUGUUAAUUUCAAUGUUAUGUAUCCACAAUAUUUUUUAUUUUGCAUGUAUGUUUCAAAAUGUUUACAAUGUAUGAGCUUAAUUGGUAGCUGCUCGGCAGGGUUUUUGUUGUGAUGUAUCCACUGCUCUUAUAAAAUAUGAUGUGCA
Messenger RNA from Echinops telfairi (small Madagascar hedgehog), 5073 nucleotides. It is a transcript of the gene LEPR, whose product is annotated as leptin receptor. The record is from RefSeq and is a predicted model, not a curated record. The coding region runs from base 184 to 2865 and encodes 893 amino acids. Gene Ontology annotation, biological process: cytokine-mediated signaling pathway. Lineage: Eukaryota; Metazoa; Chordata; Mammalia; Afrosoricida; Tenrecidae. Gene Ontology annotation, molecular function: protein binding; cytokine receptor activity. The transcript has 19 exons. Gene Ontology annotation, cellular component: membrane; external side of plasma membrane.